AUGAAUAAUCCACAAAGAAAGCAAAAUGCAGUAGAAAAACAGCUUGCAGUAGUUUUAUAUAGAUUAGGUGGAAAGGCGACAAUUUGGGAUAUUGUUCUAAAUUCGGAAUUGCAGAAGGCUUUAAAAGAUUUAAAAAAAGAUGUUAUCUGGCCACGUGGUGAUUAUCGACAAAAGGUUCAUAAAGGUUUUGAGGAGAUACAUGUUCACGAUGCCAAAGUAUUUCGAAAUUCUAGUUUAUAUCAUUGCAGGAAUCAGCUUUUUGAAGAAACUGAUUAUGUAUUAGCUGAUUCUGCAUAUCCAAUUUCAUUAAAUAUAAUUCCUUCAUUUAAGGAUCCCUCGGGCUUAGAUAAAAAUCGGAAAAUUGCAUUCAAUCAAAAGCAUAGCAAAUCUCGAGUUGUAGUAGAGCAAGCAUUCGGUCGAUUGAAAAAAAAAAAUGAAGAUGAGUGGGAGGAACCUUCAGAGCAAAUAUCAAUGCAUCGAAUACAAUUUAAUGAUAUUAUUACACGAAGAGGUCAGGCAAUUAAAGAAGCAGGAAAUAUUAAAAGACAGAAUUUAAUAGAUAUUAUGUUAAGUUAA
Dentiscutata erythropus is the source of this 576-nucleotide messenger RNA. The record is from the annotation of a GenBank genome assembly. NCBI's taxonomy places the organism in Eukaryota, Fungi, Glomeromycota, Glomeromycetes, Diversisporales, Gigasporaceae.